Closterium sp. Yama58-4 is the source of this 1830-nucleotide messenger RNA. NCBI's taxonomy places the organism in Eukaryota, Viridiplantae, Streptophyta, Zygnematophyceae, Desmidiales, Closteriaceae. The record is from the annotation of a GenBank genome assembly.
AUGCCGAGAUCGGCUCUAAGCGGAGCUGGUGCGUCGCCGUUUGCCAUUCAGGGGAAGGUGGUAUCCGGGGGAGGGCGAUCUAUGAUGAUGCCUCCGCGCAACUCGUCUGUCCCCGCAUCGUUGCCCACGCAUAAAGGCACGGCUACGGGGCUGCAAGACUCCGCGCGCGGAGGCGGCGGAAGGCAGCUCCGCGCGUUCGCGUCCGCCGCGCCAGGGCGCAUGGACGGCCCCGCCGCCCUGGAGUCGGAGCUGGGCCGGCGCGACUCGUACAACCUGAUUCUGGACCAGUUUCUGUCAACAGACGGAAACGCUAGCGGUCCAGAUUCACCCGGCACGGAGGAGUUACGGAGGGUUGUAACCACGGGGAGGGCGCAGAGAGAGGAAAGAGGUGGAGCGGAUGUAUUGGUGAUAGAGAGCGGUGGAGAUGGUGGGAACGCGGACGGGAGUGUGCACGGUGGGGGUAGGAUGCAUGGCGGGAUUCGGCUGCAUGGGAGUAAUAGUUUUCACGGGCAUCCGAGUAGUGGCGGUGCUGCUGGUGGGGGUUUCGAUGGCGCUAGCAGCACAACAGCACCCACCGCCCCUGCUGCUGCCCCUGCUGCUGCCCCUGCUGCUGCCCCUGCUGCUGCUGCUGCUGCUGGUUCUGGUGCUCCGUCAGCUAUAAGCCACUCCCCUCAUCCCAUGCACCAUCCAGCCUACAGGCAAUUCCCCCGUUCCUCCAGCGAUAGCGGGAGAAAAUCCUCCCCCAGUCGUCGGAGCCCUAGCAGCAGUCCCAGUCGCGGCGUGGGGGGCAUAGGCGGAAGCAACCUUGCGCCUCCCCCGCUCGUCUUCUCCCACCAUCACGAAGGGGGGGCGGGGCUGGGCAUGGGCGCGCAUAGCGCCGCCAGCAGCUGGACUGGCGGAGGGAUGGGCGGAGGCGUUGUGGGGGGGUUCGGGGGAGCAACCGCAACAGGGGGAGCAGGGGCAGGAAACGGUGUUCCGGUAGGGGCAGUGGGCAAGCAGUACGCGUUGACUGCAGAUGACUGGCUUGACUACGACCCCCCUGGAGACGCACUGCUGAGAAGAUGCAUGCACCGAGCGACUGGAAGUCGGUUGAUGUGCCGCACCAUCUCCAAGCAGAGCAUUCGGUCACAGCAGCAGGCGGAGGCCAUCGGGGUGGAGGUGGCAGUGUUAGAGGUGCUGCAGCCGCAUGCACACAUCAUUGGGCUCAGAGACAAGUUCGAAAGCCUCACGUCCGUGCAUCUGAUUCUAGACCCCAUAUCGCGCCUCUCUCUGCACGACCGCAUGCGUCAGCACGGCCCCAUCCCUCAGCACCACGCUGCACCGCUCUGCCUCGCGCUGCUGCACGCGCUGCACCACUGCCGUUCGCAGGGCGUGGCCCACCGCAACCUCACGCCCCAUGCUGUCGUCUUCCCUGCUGACGACAGCCCGCUGGGGGAUGCCCGGCUGAGCGGCUUCGAGUGUGCAGCGUUUGUUACCCCAGGAGUGCCCUUCUCAGACCCAGUGACGUCCCCCUUGUUCGCAGCACCGGAGGUGCACGUGGGAAUGUACGGCACACAGGCCGACCUCUGGUCUCUCGGGGUCCUCCUCUUCCUCCUCCUCUGCGGAGUCCCUCCCUUCUGGGCGGCCACGGCCGGCGGCAUUCGGUGCGCAGUGCAGCAGCAGCAGGUGGCGUUCCUGUCCCCCAGGUGGAAGGACGUUUCUGAUGAAAUGAAGCAGCUGCUGCUGAUGCUGCUCGAGAAGAACCCGUCAGAAAGACUCACAGCUGCUGAUGCUCUAGAGCAUCCGUUGUUCACAAGGGUGGCGGCAUCAGAGGAGGGUACUACGCCAUGA